CUCAGUACAUUUGAGAUGUUAUCUGUGUCCACAGGUGGGGUUGGAGCACUUACCCAUGAGGCCUUGCACCAGCAUACAGCCCCAGAGGUGCAGCCACAGACGACGAAAGACACUGCAGCCCCUGCAGCCCCUAAAGCCCUGCAGUUGCUCGCGACUCUCGGCCAGACCGCUCUCCUGCCCUGCGACCUCCCAGACCCCCCUCCCUCUCUGCGUGACCUCCGGCUCUUCUGGCAAACGGCCAAAAGACACGAGGUGGUUCACGUCUUCAUCAAAGGCCGGGAAGAGUUUGAACAUCAGUCCCCUGCCUACCAUAACAAGACCCGGCUCUUCACCAGUCAGCUGCAGUUUGGCAACUUCAGCCUGGAGUUACGCAACGUCUCUGAGCACGACAACCUCACCACCUUUCAGUGUGUUGUAUGUCAUGGCAGCCUGGACUGUAAGACAACACUGAUUGACCUGUGGACAGUGGAGAGAAAAGAUGAUGGUGGCAAGGAAGAGUCAGUAGCGCCCCCUGCUGACAGGAGGGUGUGGCACAUCGGUAUCCCAGCAACUGCUUGUCUGUUGGGGCUACUGAUACUGACCUUUAUUAUCUGCCUCUGUCCAGGCACUGGGAACAAGUGCAGCUCAUCAUCCCCAUACAACAGCACUGACCCAGAGCGUGGUAAGGGGCCUCAGAAUGACCAUCUGAUGGCAGAAGAGUCCACAGUGGAGCUGGAGAUGAGAGAGGAGGAUGGAGGAGAAAGAAAGAGGGAGAGAGAGGAGGAUGGAGAAGAGAGGGAGAGUGAUAGAGAGGAGGAUGGAGGAGAGAAAGAGAGGGAUAGAGAGGAGGAUGGAGGAGCGAGAGAACAGAAGCAGGAUGGAGGAGGGAGAGGACCAUGGCAGUGGAGCACCGCUCUCUGUCCCUGCAGAACGGACACAGUGGAGGACAACAACAACAACAACAACAACAGCAACAGGAGAACCAUCUCCGCCUUACCUGUGUGAGAAACAACCCUAGGUAUUAGCUAUGAUAUGCAACACAUAAUGACAUUAUUAUAUAUUAUAUAUACCAGAGCAAGCUAGGCUUCUCUAUAGAAAUGUUACUAUACGUACGGUUUCCCAAAACACUGAAGACUGUUUGAUUGAAUUGAAUGUCAUUUCCAACAUUUGAAGGUCCCCUUUGUCUUCAUAUUACUGCUGCCACAAAAACAUGACAUAAUGGGUGUUCUUUUUCUUGUUUUGACGUAUAAUAAGCUGGGCAAUGUUGAGAUAUGUUUCCCUACGUAUACUGACCAGCAGAUUAUGCAUUACCCCUCACAUUAUAAAGAUAAUCAUAUUAAAGAAGAAUAAUAGUAAAGAUAACAAUUAUUA
Molecule: messenger RNA, 1350 nt
Organism: Alosa sapidissima (American shad)
Lineage: Eukaryota; Metazoa; Chordata; Actinopteri; Clupeiformes; Clupeidae
Exons: 4
Coding region: 16-984 (322 amino acids)
Biological process (GO): immune response; T cell costimulation; positive regulation of T cell proliferation
Cellular component (GO): external side of plasma membrane
Source: RefSeq, a predicted model, not a curated record